GUAUUUCCUCGGCACCCUGGUCUUCAGCCUGCCACCUCUCUCCGAGUGGCGCGUCGUGGUUGGGCUGAUGCUGGGGAUCAAGGCGCAGAUCCUAUUCAUGGCCCCUUUCACUGCGAUCUUCUCGAGGCUUAUCGGCCGCUGGAGGCUGACGAAUCAGCUGACCAUGUCGCUGUGCAUGGCUCCCGCUAUAGGCGGAGCAGUUGGCACGAUGCUGUCGCCCCCGUACCUCCGCGUGGCGGGCACCGGCGUGGCCGUGCUCUCGGCGGUGCCGGCCGGCGCCGCGCUGGCGGGCAUCGCCAGCGGCUGGCUGGAUGACGACAAGAUGCGCAGAGGCUCUGUCUGA
Molecule: messenger RNA, 343 nt
Organism: Prorocentrum cordatum
Lineage: Eukaryota; Dinophyceae; Prorocentrales; Prorocentraceae
Source: the annotation of a GenBank genome assembly